UAGAGGAAGACAGUUUACGUCUGUCCACAUUCUGCGGCUUUUUCGGUUCAGUCUCUCGGUCGGUGGAAGAGCGAGACCUCUCACAGGAGGUGGAGUUCGCCGUGCUUAAGCUACGCGGGACCAGUCGUCUCCUGCGAUGUUAACAGAGAGCUGAAACGACAGACCUGCGUGCUCCGAUACGUGACAGCGUACACGAGUCAUGGAGCUCCACAGAUCCUUGAGCUUGUGGAUAUUGUGUUUGUGUCUCGUUGGAGAAAGUUGGACUGAAAAGCCAAGUUCACCUACACCGGUGGACAGUCAGCCUGCUGAAAAUGGAAUGUCAGAUUUUUGUCGCAUCGAUGAGCCACUAUGCAAGGAUGAAAAUGCCUUUCUCACCUAUGAAGCUAUCCGUAAUAUCCAUAAGCAGAUGGAUGAUGAUGCAAACGGCAAUGUAGACGUCGUAGAGACAGAUGGCUUCCUGAGAGAAGAUCUAAACUACCAUGACCCCAAGGCCAAACAUAACAGCUUCCAUGGGGACGACCAGUUCAUCAGUGUGGAGGACUUGUGGAACUCAUGGAAGGGCUCCAAAGUGUAUAAUUGGACAGUGGACGAGGUGGUGGAAUGGCUCAUCAUCUAUGUGGAGCUGCCACAAUAUGUGGAUGCAUUUCGCAAGAUAAAUUUCAAUGGAAGUGCCAUGCCAAGGCUUGCUGUAAAGAACACCACUCUGACACUCUCUAUUCUGAAGAUUUUGGAUCGCAGCCAUGUGCAAAAGUUGCAGCUCAAAUCUUUGGACACCGUACUCUUUGGAGCACCACUGAUGAAUAGACAUAACCACUUGAAGGACUUCAUGUUGGUUGUGUCAAUAGUCAUAGGCAUGGGUGGAUGCUGGUUUGCCUACAUCCAGAACCGCUACUCUAAGGACCAUAUGAAGAAGAUGAUGAAGGACCUAGAGGGCUUGCAGAGAGCUGAGCAGAGUCUGCAUGACCUGCAAAAGAAGUUGCAGAUUGCCCAGGAGGAGCAUCGAACAGUUGAAGUAGAGAAGGUAAAUCUUGAGCAGAAGCUGAGGGAUGAGAUAAACGCUGCUAAACAGGAGGCCCAACGAUUGAGAGAGCUGCGUGAAGGCACAGAGAAUGAGCUGAGUCGCCAAAAGUAUGCAGAAGAAGAGCUGGAACAGGUGCGCAUGGCAUUGAAGAAAGCAGAGAAGGAGUUGGAGUCACGGAGCAGCUGGUCGCCACCAGAGUCUCUACAGAAAUGGCUGCAGCUCACCCAUGAGGUGGAAGUGCAGUACUACAACAUCAAGAAGCAAAAUGCUGAACGGCAACUCCUGGUGGCCAAAGAAGGGGCAGAGAAGAUAAAGAAAAAGAGGAACACUCUCUUCGGGACUUUCCAUGUGGCUCACAGCUCCUCCCUGGAUGAUGUGGACCACAAAAUAUUAGCAGCAAAACAAGCCCUUGGUGAGGUGACUGCUGCUCUGCGAGAGAGGCUGCAUCGCUGGCAGCAGAUAGAGAUCCUAACGGGUUUUACCAUCGUCAACAAUCCAGGCCUCCCAUCACUGGCCUCGGCCCUCAACCUCGACCCCACUUUCAUGGGCGGCAGAGCUACACCUCAGCACUUCAUCAUGUCUGACGACAUGGACGACAUGGACGAGGAUAUCGUACCCGGAACUCUGCCAUCUCCCAGUAUGAUGUCUCUGCGCCAACGCCACAUUGAUCCCCAGCUGGCCCUGGGCUCCCAGAGGGAUCUAAAUCGCUCCGACUCAGACUCCUCUUUGUCCCUUUCACAAGUUGGUGAUCGGCUGUCUGCCUACAGCUCCAAAGGCCACCUAAUCAAGCCCACUUCUCUCAUGCACGGCCUGUCCAACCGGCCAGAUGACGCCAUCUCACUGCAUGCUCACACCCCCAAUGGAGGGAACCGUGUUCAUGAGGGAGCUCCCGACAGCCCCAUACUCAUGAAGAAGGUGUACAGCCUGGGAGAGAUCAACAGUCUGUCCGAGUCAUCUCGCUCACUCAGCCCAAACUCCACUGAACCUGACACACCAUCACCAACAGGAGUGGUGGGAGUUAAAGCCAACAGCCGCAUCCCACAGCUGUCCUCCAAGAAGAGCCCCCUAGAGGAAGACAGUGGUUCAACAGGAGAAGACACAGAUUCAGCUGCCAGCCGUAAGAAACAUACCUUCAAGAUCUUCAAAAAACAGAGGAAAUAAAAGCUAAAUAAAUGAACUAUGGGCUACCAAAGCUGUCUGACUGUAUUCCUCUGUCUGACCUGUUUUUGUUAUGUUUUUUAGUUUCUAGUUUUGGGGGUUCAUUAAUGGUCACAUGAUGACAAAAUGUUUUGUCAUUGAAUCUUUUUGUAGGUUACAACACCUACUUUGAGAGACUGUGGACUGUUUUACCCAGCUUUAUCUGCUUAUACUUGGUCAAUGUUGAGUAUGUGGGGAAUGGGCAGGUUUGUAUAUUGGAAUGUAAAGUAUUAUUUAUUCUGCAGGAACUUGUGCCAGUGUCAAAGGGAAAUAUGUCUCCCACUUGUUUCCUUUUUUUCCUUCUUGUUCUACAAUCUAUAACAUUUUGCAUGUCUUCACUUUUGUUUGACAGAUACUCGAAUGCUCUUAGUGUUUGCUUGGUUCUUGUUGUUAACCUGCUUAGACAACACUUGUUUCUUUUAUUACUAUCAAAACACCUACAAGUCCAAAGUGAAUGCGCACUCCUGAGUAUUUUCCUUUUAUUGAUGGGUACACUUUGUCUGUUUUCUUUUUGUUGAUGUCUUGUUUGCGGAGAAAAUGACACAUUCAGGGGAUCUUCAAAUAUAAGAGGUGUAUUAGAAUGCUCCUGUGGCUACCUUUGGCUGUAAAAACAAAUGUUGCGUGUUGCUAUUUGAACUCAGUAUAUCACGAUGCCUUCUUAGGGCCAUUCUAGGUAAUAAUAACAAUAAUAAUAAUAAAAAAAUAAUAAAAAGGAUCAGGGAGGGGGUGAUACUCUGAAAAAGAAAAAAUCCUAACUUUUAUAAGAUCUUAGGUGGAAAAUUUAUUUUAAAAAUGAAUGCAAAAAACCCCAAAGACUAUAGUCUCACAUUGAAGUCACAAAUAUACAAAAUAAAAAGGUUCCUUUUUUUUUUUCUUAAA
Messenger RNA from Oreochromis aureus, 3097 nucleotides. RefSeq names its product stromal interaction molecule 1a (gene stim1a). Gene Ontology annotation, molecular function: calcium ion binding; calcium channel regulator activity; protein binding. Gene Ontology annotation, cellular component: endoplasmic reticulum; plasma membrane. The coding region runs from base 200 to 2182 and encodes 660 amino acids. The transcript is spliced from 13 exons. The record is from RefSeq and is a predicted model, not a curated record. Lineage: Eukaryota; Metazoa; Chordata; Actinopteri; Cichliformes; Cichlidae. Gene Ontology annotation, biological process: activation of store-operated calcium channel activity; store-operated calcium entry; intracellular calcium ion homeostasis.